CAGAAUAGGGAAAAUGUGAUCUCUUUGACUAUAUCCGUGGCAUGGAUGUUGAUGCCAGAAGGGCUGGUUUGAUUAUUUCAUAAAUUGCUGAUCUCAUGGUAAUUUCACACACAACAGUCUCUAGAGUUUACACCGAAUUGUGCAAAAAAAAACAACAACAACAAAAAAAUUCUGUGUGCAGAAGGCCCUGAGGUGUUUGAGUGUUUCUUCACAACGCACAUGUUUCUGUCAUCAACUGUUGUUGUUUUCCUUGCCUGACCUGUUCAACGUCUGGUUGUUAGUACACCAGUGGUUGUGGUGUACACCGGAAGCUGCAGUACAAGCCUGGAAAAGCGUCAUAAAAGAAGGACACAGUUUUGUGAUGUCAGUGAGUUCCUGGCUUGAUGCAGUAAUUGCAAGCAAAGGAUAUGCAACCAAAAAUUAAGUGUUAUUUACGUUACUUUAAGACAAUCUGUUCCUAUACUUUUGCUCACCUAUAAAUGGGGUGGUCUGCCACCAAAGGUGCCAUGUUCUAAGUUGUUUAACACAUCUAGAUCUAAAUAUCAGGAAAUGAAAAUUGAAAAUCCGAUCUAUAGUCUCAUGUUCAUCUUUUGAUCUCAAACCCAAAUGUCUUCAGUGUAUAGCAAAAACAUUCAAAUUGGCCUUGCCGUUCCAGUACUUUAUGGGGACUUAUAAGUUUGCAGUACAAAGGAGACCAGGUCCAUGGAAUAAGAAAUUGUACUCGUGCACAAGUAAAACACAAAUAGUCCUAGAAGAAAGAAAUUGUUUUUGAAGGACAUUAAAUGUGCCGAGUGAGUGAAUAAAAUUGUAAGCUCCGGUUGUGCUCACAUGGGGGCGUCCUUUACAUAACAGCUCAAAAGAGUCGAUCAUUCUUAACAGCAAGUUGAAUGAUUGUUGCGUUUUAUGCUUCUUUUUACUGUCUUGGCAAAGCAAACAGGAUGUUUUUGCACAAUGCUUACUUCGUGCUGAGGAUAGUUUGUAUAUAAUGUUUUCACACGAACACAAAUACUUUUGAACGGACCCCAGUUUCUGUAUAUUUGUUACUGGGGUAGCCCAGUUUCUUAAAGUUUGGACCCCAGUUUCUGUAUAUUUGUUACUGGGGUACCCAGUUUAUUGAAGUUAUUAUUACUGGGGAUAUGACGGGGAAAAUUCCCUCUAAAUGUUUUUGUUUGUCAUGUAUGCUGUUGUUUUUUUUCUUCUUCUUCUUUAUUAAGGCGGAGCUUUGUUAAUCUCAUAUCUUAGAGCUGUCGAAUACGAACAGUUUAGCACUUUAGGACUUCACACUGGACCCAGAUCUCAGACGCAAAACAACCCGAUGCGUGUGUACUAGCUGCAGCUGCCUGAUCAAGCUCUCCAUAUUGGCUCUCUAUCUUUCUUUCUUUAUUUCCCCGCUGGGUCUUACAACGGAAGGGCGCAUAUGGAUAUUCAAGGGUGCGUAAUUUAAUUUUAGGACGAGAAGAAAAUGUGGAAAUGCGGAGAGAUGUUGUGCGCCUGGCGAGCCCGAGCUGGAACAUCAUGGUUUUGAGAAGAGCAGAACAGCACCAGUUUUACAUGGAGUUAACGCCACUGCUUUUUUAUUUCGGCGCCAUGGUUUUGAGACAAGCCAAGUGUAACUCAGUUUGCAGUUCGGAGUCUAUAACAUUGGUGCAGUCGUUCCUGAGCAACUUCUCCAAACUGGGAUUAAACGAUUCCAAGCUAUACACACCAACGCUAAGCAAUUAUGGGAGGCUUCAAGAUGUUGUCUUCUCGCUCCAGCAGAACUGUUCCAGAUCCACACUGAGGUGCUUUGAAAUGGAGAUGAUUGUUCUUGUUGGAGAGACUGGGCAAAAUUCGACUUUACCCAAAAGGCUCAACAGUCUUAGUCGACAGCUUAGUGACAAGUUUGAGCGUUGCCCACAGUGUGAGGUCUACAAAGAAGAAAAAGCAGAAGAAUUUCUCAAAACUUUGCUCCAUAUUUUGGGAAUUAUGUGUUCAAGCAGUAAUUCAUCUAAAAGAUGAGUGCUUUUAACAGUUGAGGUACACAGUGAAACAUAUUCCUGAGUAGAACUCCAUGUGCUGUUAUAGCCCAUCUGCCUCACGGAUCCAGGUUUUGUGUGUUCUGAGAUGCUUUUCUGCUCACCAUGGUUGUAAAGAGUGGUAAUUUGAGUCACCGUAGUCAUCCUGUCAGCUCGAACCAGUUUGGCCAUUUUCAUCUGUUCUCUCUCAUGGACUCCUGAUGUUCUUUGUUUUCUGCACAAUGUUUAAAUAAACUCUAGAGACUGUUGAAAAUCCAAGGAGAUCAGGAGUUUCUGAAGUACUCAAACCAGCUCAUAUGAUACCAACAACUACAGUGCCUUCAAAAGUAUUCACCCCCUUGCCAUUUUCCCUAUUUUGUUGCAUUACAACCUGUAAUUUCAAUGGAUUUUUAUUUAGAUUUCAUGUAAUGGACAUACACAAAAUAGUCCAAAUUAGUGAAGUGAAAUGAAAAAAAUAACUUGUUUAAAUAAUUUUUUUAAACAUUGUAAAUGGAAAAGUGAUGCAUGCAUAUGUAUUCAACCCAUUUGCUAUGAAGCCCCUAAAUAUAAUAUAAGAGCUGGUGCAACCAAUUACCUUCAUAUAUAUAUGCAUGCACCUAUUCUGAAAGGCCCCAGAAUCUGCAACACCACUGAGCAAGGGACACCAUGCUUAUGAUAUUUAUUUGUUAUGUAAAUAUAUUACAUUACUGUAUAAAUAUAUUACAUGUGUUAUGUAAAUAAUUUACAUGUAUGGCAUUUGGCAGACACCCUUAUCCAGAGCGACUUACAGAAGUGCUUAGAAGUCUCUGUCAAUACAUACAUACAUCCUAAUACUGGUUCAUUAGGUCACGGACUAAGAAUACCAUCAGUCGAAAAACUCUGUUGGCGAGGCAAUAUAGUAAGAAAAGCACACAUACACAAUACAACAAACAGUUAAGCUUUUGUUUUGUGUUAUAAAUAAAAAAAAUUCUUGUCAUUUAGCUGGUUUUUGUGAAAAUGUCUUCAUCUGGGACUUACAUUUUUGCAUGUUUUAUGUAUCCUGUGCUAAUCAUAACAUGCCAUUACUUCUUACAUUCUGAAAUAUAAACAGAAAU
Ictalurus furcatus (blue catfish) is the source of this 3088-nucleotide messenger RNA. It is a transcript of the gene il15l, whose product is annotated as interleukin 15, like. The record is from RefSeq and is a predicted model, not a curated record. Gene Ontology annotation, biological process: positive regulation of cytokine production; positive regulation of T cell proliferation; positive regulation of immune response. Bases 1471 to 1998 code for a protein of 175 amino acids. Gene Ontology annotation, cellular component: extracellular region. Gene Ontology annotation, molecular function: cytokine activity; cytokine receptor binding. Lineage: Eukaryota; Metazoa; Chordata; Actinopteri; Siluriformes; Ictaluridae. The transcript has 4 exons.